UUAAUUAACUUCUUGCCGUAUCAAAUAUUAAAUAUGACCGUAUCAAAUGUGUGGUGACACAUUUAAUGAAAUCGGUGAAAAAUCCAAACCCUAUCUCACAUUCGUUUAAUCGCUGAGUGCAGAGCCAACACAAUAUUCUUCAGGCCUUCGGGCUGUUUGUUUCUCCCAUUAAGAGACUAGCUCUGGAUCAAUCAGAUUGGUUGGAGUUUUUUUACCCAUUAAGAGACUAGCUCUGGAUCAAUCUGAAUGAAAAAAAUACUUCUAAUACCCUUGCCCUAACAUAACACACGCCUGUGUUUUCUUUCUCCCCCACUAGUACUACACGUCGAACCCUCCUCCAUCAUUCUCCCUUCUUCUCAGCGUCGACCACUUCUCCCCUGCCAGCUGCGCCGCUCCGCCUUCACCUUCUUCACCUCCACCCUCGAUUCCUCCCCCUUCGCCGGCCCUAAAACAUGUUCUGCUUGAUUAUAUAAAAUUGGUGCUUGAUUUAUGUUCUUCUGCUCGAAAUUGGUGCUUGAUUUAUCUCCAACCGUGUUUCAGAAGUAGGAUCGGAAGAAACCCAAAUGAUCCAAAACCAUAAACAAAACGGGGUGCAUGUAAUGUGUAAAAUCAACGUGGAAUAGGAAAAUGAACCCAGAAAAUUGGGAAGCAAUGAUUACGAGAAUCUGCUCCUUGUUCUAAAGCUUUGGUGCCAUCUUCAUAAGCAUCAUUUCAAUCAUGGAAAUCGAAGAUUGGGCAGGUGGAUCAAGUGAUUCAGACAUAACUGCACCUGAUAGUGAUAUUGAGGACCAUUGCUAUGCAUAUAGUGAUUUUCCCAAGUUGCAGUUUAGGAAAGAUAUAUCAAAGGCUCGUUGGAAACAAGAUUUGGGAAUGGCUGAGAUUGUUAGUAAUAAAGGCAAAUUGUGGACAACAACAGGGAUAGUUCGUGGUGGAAAGUUAUAUAGUUUUCUUGAAGAUACAUUGUUUUUGGCAGAGAUAGGGGCAUUGCAUCUGUUAGAUGAUGAGGAUAAAUGUAUUCCACUUGAAGAUAUUUAUAAAAAGGUUGCAGAAGGUGUAGGUGGAUCUUCAUGGGAGUCAUUUGAGGUUUACAGGCAUCUUAAGUCAUUAGGUUAUAUAAUCAAGAGGCAUGGUGUUUGUUGGAGCAUAAAACGUGGUAAAAGUGAAGAAAACAGUUCUAUAAUGGAAGUUACUGAGUUGUUUAGUAGUAUGGAGAUAAAUGAAGAGAGUAAAAGACUGGUUUUUGAUGUUUAUCCUCCAAACAGCAAAUUUAGAAAGUCAAAUCCAGGCAAUCCGAUCUUUAUUCUCUGCAUAAUUAGUGGCAAUCCACCAACCAAGAAACAGAUUGAGGAAGUUGAAGGACAAUGUGAAGGCAUUCCUCUGAAGUUUUGUUAUGUUGAACAUGGACGUGUAAGUUUCUUUUCUUUUAAUCAAAUUGAGCUUCCUGUUCUUCCUUGAAAACGAAUUUACAACUGAUAGAAUACAGAUUCGAGAUAGUGAUUUUCUAAAGUUUCUAUAUUCUUAUUAUUUGUAUAUUUUAUCUGUUACUUAUUUGGAUAAUACAAUUACAACUGGAGACAUAAAGGAUCUACAUUUAAAGGUAGAAAAAUGUCUAGAAAAUGAAUAGAACAAGAAAGCUUAUUUUGGUGUU
Lactuca sativa (garden lettuce) is the source of this 1648-nucleotide messenger RNA. RefSeq lists its product as uncharacterized. NCBI's taxonomy places the organism in Eukaryota, Viridiplantae, Streptophyta, Magnoliopsida, Asterales, Asteraceae. Gene Ontology annotation, biological process: tRNA-type intron splice site recognition and cleavage. Gene Ontology annotation, cellular component: tRNA-intron endonuclease complex. The record is from RefSeq and is a predicted model, not a curated record.